Messenger RNA from Rhopalosiphum maidis (corn leaf aphid), 1182 nucleotides. RefSeq names its product protein lin-7 homolog C (gene veli). Gene Ontology annotation, molecular function: protein binding. Gene Ontology annotation, cellular component: synapse; basolateral plasma membrane; cell-cell junction. NCBI's taxonomy places the organism in Eukaryota, Metazoa, Arthropoda, Insecta, Hemiptera, Aphididae. Gene Ontology annotation, biological process: neurotransmitter secretion; maintenance of epithelial cell apical/basal polarity; protein localization to basolateral plasma membrane. The transcript has 5 exons. The record is from RefSeq and is a predicted model, not a curated record. Bases 171 to 767 code for a protein of 198 amino acids.
UUUGAGCACUGAUAUCACACCAGUAUUAUACUUAUAUAUUUUUUUUAUUUCAGAAAUAGUCCAUGUACAUUGUAUAAAAUACAAAAUCGUAAAUAUUAGUUAUAUUGUUAAUAAAUAAUAAUACUCUUACAUUUAUUGGUGUCUCCUUUGAAUCAUCAAGACACUAAAAGAUGGCUGUGGCUGGAGAACCUUUGAACUUAGCGAAAGAUGUCAAACGAGCCGUCGAACUGUUGGAAAAGCUCCAAAAAACCGGAGAAGUGCCAGUAACCAAAUUAGCUGCAUUACAAAAAGUAUUGCAGAGUGACUUUUUAUCGUCUGUGCGAGAAGUGUACGAGCAUGUUUAUGAAACUGUUGAUAUACAAGGAUCUCAGGAUGUUCGUGCUUCAGCUACAGCUAAAGCAACCGUCGCUGCGUUUGCUGCUAGUGAAGGUCAUGCCCAUCCAAGAGUGGUAGAAUUACCCAAAACAGAAGAAGGACUUGGGUUUAAUGUGAUGGGUGGACGAGAACAAAAUUCUCCAAUCUAUAUAUCACGCAUAAUACCUAGUGGUGUAGCUGACAGACAUGGUGGUUUAAAGCGAGGAGAUCAACUUCUGUCAGUUAACGGAGUGUGCGUAGAAGGUGAAAAUCAUGAAAAAGCUGUUGAGUUACUAAAACAAGCUCAAGGAUCUGUCAAGUUAGUUGUCAGAUACACACCAAAAGUAUUGGAAGAAAUGGAAAUGAGAUUUGACAAGCAACGUGCUGCCCGGAGGAAGCAACUAAACCAAUAAUUACAUACUAAUGGUAUGAAUAUUAGUCUACAUAACUAUGAAUAGUAUUUGACAAACUUGAACGGCAUACUUAUUUAGUUGAAGGGUUGUUAAAAUAUUUUCGUAAUUGUUGUCACUAAGUCUUUUCCUUAUUCAUAUUUUGAUGUCUUCUAAUCAAAUAAAAAAUUGUUUUGUGUUCCCAAAAUUAUAUACAAUAAUUAAAUAAGUAACAUAAAAUUGAUUUACUUAAAUUGCGUGCUUAGGUUAAUCAAUAGAAAUAACGAUAUACUGAUAUAAUUGUAGAUUUUUACCCACUAUUAAAAUAAUUUAUUUAAAUUAUUAUAGAUUUGAAACCUCAUAUAAUAAAGUAGAUACAAUUCUUAAAUUUGGUUAUUCUUAAUAAGAAUUUUUAAUUUACUUUUUAAUGUAGCUGACU